AUGGCCUCGCGGUUGGUCUUGGUCAUUGGUGACCUGUUUAUUCCCGAUAGAGCACCGGAAAUCCCAGCAAAGUUCCGCAAGCUUCUCACACCCGGCAAGAUCGGGCAAGUUAUAUGCCUAGGCAACCUUAACGACAAGGAAACAUAUGACUUCCUAAGACAAAUCGCACCAGAUCUACACAUCGUCAAGGGUGACUACGAUACCGAAACCUCGAAUUUAGCCCUUUCAAAAGUUGUACAGCAUGGUAGCCUCCGAAUAGGCUUUACUCAUGGACAUACCAUUAUUCCCCAAGGAGAUGCGGAUGCGCUGUUGAUCGCCGCAAGACAGAUGGACGUUGAUAUACUGCUCUGGGGAGGGACUCACAAAUUCGAAGCCUAUGAGCUAGAAGGGAAGUUCUUCGUCAACCCGGGCAGUGCCACAGGAGCUUUCAGCACAAGCUGGCAAGCAAUUGACGAAGAAACGACGCCUAGCUUUUGCUUGAUGGACAUCCAAGGUGAUGUCCUAGUAUUGUACGUUUACCAGCUCAGAACGGAUGAGCAUGGAAACGAGAACGUCGCAGUGGAGAAGGUGUCUUUCCGAAAACCAGCGGCGACCGAUGUAUGA
This is a messenger RNA of Exophiala spinifera, 603 nucleotides long. RefSeq lists its product as uncharacterized. Gene Ontology annotation, cellular component: retromer complex; endosome. The transcript has 4 exons. Bases 1 to 603 code for a protein of 200 amino acids. Lineage: Eukaryota; Fungi; Ascomycota; Eurotiomycetes; Chaetothyriales; Herpotrichiellaceae. Gene Ontology annotation, biological process: retrograde transport, endosome to Golgi; intracellular protein transport. The record is from RefSeq and is a predicted model, not a curated record.